UAUAGUUGUUUAACCUUAUCUAACAAAUGCUGGAACCUUAGUGACGACAGUUAUCUGGACGGACUGGACUGGAUCGAUUUAAGCCCCGAUCAAGCAGUUGUCCUUUGUGACUACGCAAAUAUCGUGUUAAUGUUGCAUUUUUUUGUCGGCUGCCUUUUCAUCACCACCAGCGCUGAUCUGGGAUUUAAAUUCGGCCCAAGACUUUGGGGUCCCCAGCGACCCCAACGUAAAUGAGGGUGGUCACGCCUAAUAACUUCUUGCCGGGCGACAUGGGAGGCACAGUACAUUUUGUCGGCCCACAUACAUAUCGUGCCGCCGGAGAAACGCCGGGAAUGCUGGGUGGCCGGUCAUGCCCUGACUACUGACGUGUGCCUGGUAACCUUGGUUUCGUACGCUGAUAUUGUGCGUUGCCGUAUUGCUCCGGUAGGUGUCACUGAUGGUCUUGGAUUCGCCGUGCAGAGUGUUACGUUUUCCGCAAUUUCCGCUCCCAAACCGUUAGAUUGUAAACACUCUUAUACUUCGCCAUGCACUUCGGCUUGGUUUUUAUUUUUAAAAAAAGCACUGUAUUCGUUCAUAUAAUGUUUAACUAUUGUACUGGAUAUUUGUACAAUAUCUUGAUGAAGCAGAACAUUUUGUCUGUGCUAUGUGCACUGCAAUUAUUUUUCUGUGGAAAAAUAAGUAGGCCUACAUGCCUAACUCGAACAGCUCCCUUUGCGAAAAUAACACCACAUAGUUGAUAAUGAUAUUUGAUUGCUCGUGCUGUGCUCAUGUACGCAGCCCACUUGAUAAAUAAUACCCCAGUACUUAUUUUCAAACCACUUUUAUUUUUCAGAAAUUGCUUCAGUGUUUAGCGUCAUCAGGGGUGCUGCAAGAGAUUUUGGGCCCCAUGAAAUCGUAUAAUUUUGAACCCAGACCAGUCCAAUUAUGUUUGAAAAUUACGGCACCCCCGAUGGUCAUUGUCCAUUUACAGUUCAGCUUAAAAGCCUUUGAACAGAUGAAAUGGCAUCCUUCUCACAUACUGUAUGCUACCAUGUGGGAUUUAUGGACAGCUGUAUGAUGGCUAGUUGCUCAGGCCCUGAGGCAGCAAAACCUCCCCAAACGUAAUGCUUCCAGGAUCAUUCUUUUCAGUUGGUAUACGUUUUUUGUUAUAAGGUGACAUCUGGCAUUGUGGCUGAAGAACCACACCUUCCACUCAUUUGUCCAAUAGUCCUGUUCUUCACAUGGGUACUAUGCAGGGUUUCACAGAGUUGCAGCUCUCAGCACCUAUGAUAUGAGGAAAGUUGAGCUGACUCCUUUGGAGCAGCGGAAAUUGACGUUCGACACCCACGCUCUAGUAAAAGAACUGGAAGCUAACGGGUUUGAAAAAGGACAAGCGGAAGUGAUUGUGACGGCACUGGUGACACUUACUACCGCCAAUAUGGACAUUGUGUACAGGGACAUGGUGACUGGCACCCAUCAGGAAAUAGCUCUUCAGCAGAUCAUGGCUCAUCUUGACUCUAUAAGAAAGGACAUGGUGAUUCUGGAGAAGAGUGAGUUUGCUAACCUACGUUCCGAAAAUGAGAAAAUGAAAACGGAACUUGAACAAAUCAAGAGAAGGCUCAUAGAAGAGAGUCAAAAAAUCAGAGCUGAUGCGAAACUGGACAUAAAUCUGGAAAGAAGCAGAGUUACAGACAUGUUUACCGAGCAAGAUAAGAAGCUUAUGGAAGUUAGUACAGAAUUCCACAAAAAGAAUGCGGACAUUGACCGUGGCACAAUGGAAACAACUAGGAAAAUUGACUUAGAGGUGGCCUCAUUGAAAACACUCCUAGAGUCUCUUAAGCUUGACACUAUUCGGUAUCUUGCAGCUUCAGUGUUCUCCUGCUUAGCAAUUGCCUUAGGUUUUUACCGUCUCUGGAAGUAGGACUCAAUCAUCAAAUGGUGACACAUAUUUAAGGACCAGAAAAAACAACGACCGUGAAGACUGAAUGUGAGAAAAGUAUUUGCAUAAUACAAAUUUUGCACCAUUGUUUAGUUUAUCUUCAGUUUUUGUAUUUAUCAAUAUAAUGUAGAUACUGCCAGACCUCUUUCAUUGUUAACUGAUGUUGCUUAUGUGCCUUAGAACUAUUUUGUUCCUUCAAAAAUGGUUUUAAAAUCAAUGGCAUCUGUAUAAACCAAUAAAUGACUGGAUGCUGGGUUCAUUUUAUUGAUAGAGCUUAAUUUUCCUUCUUAGAUUGCAGGUGUCACCCCACUUUCAGAUCUAAAACUUAGGAGAGCUUAAAAACCGCCAAACUGGUAACACUGGAAGAACACCUCACAAAUUUAAGGUUUCAAAUGUCAAAAGAAAAGAAAAUCAGAGCUCAAAACAUAACCUCCCACUUCAUAUCUAAAUUUAAUUACAUAAAAAAACACCCUGAAACCCAAAGGAACCCCAAAAAGAGCAUUCAAAGUCCAGUCAUGCAUAGCAGAGGGGGGGGAUUUUAACUCCAGACCUUGGAGGUAUGAUACAGUAUGGUCAAUAGUUACAUAUUAAAAUGCAAAUACCAUCAUCUUAAAGCAUUAUUAUAAGGAGUGAGUUUAACCAGCGGGUGGUAAGUAGGGCAAGAUUAUUAGACCUCUGAAUUUCAUUUGCCUUAUUGCCAAUUGUUACAAAAUGCUGACCUAAUCAAUGCUAGAGGUGUAUCAAUGCAAGAUUUCAUUCAGAUAUUUAUCCUACUUAACACUUUCCAAAAGUGAAAUGCUGGCAUAUUUUCACUGUUGGAUGCUAAUAACAAAUUAUUGACAUUUUAGUAUGCAUACAUGACUGUACAUGUGAUUUUUUUUUUUUUGUUUUUUGGUAAGAUAGUGAUGUCAGUGUUCAGUGAAACACAUGGGUGAUCAGGCGCCGCUGGUUGGGCUGUGGAGGACACUAGGUCCCUGUGGUGUUUCUUUCUGCCCCACGUUCGGGAGCAUUCUGGAAAGUUAGCUGCAUUUCUGGUCAAGAACUCUUUGGCAAGACUGUUCGCGAUUGUAACCCUGCACCACUGCCUGUUCCCGCAGUCACUCUUUCGCUCCAUUGCUGCCACUUGCUGUUCCCUGACCGCUUACUGCUUCUUCAGGACUUUGCGGAGUAGUUCAUGAUGUUCCUGGACAUUUCAGUCCCACAUGCUACACAAAAUGUGAGCCUUAACUAUAUGUAAGGUGCCAAGUAGAUGUUUCACUGAUUCUACUUCCCAAAUAGCUACUUUAUGCUUAAUAAAUGUAAAAAAUAUUUGUGUGAAAUAAAAUCAAUGUUUAAAUAUA
Messenger RNA from Paramormyrops kingsleyae, 3258 nucleotides. The record is from RefSeq and is a predicted model, not a curated record. Lineage: Eukaryota; Metazoa; Chordata; Actinopteri; Osteoglossiformes; Mormyridae.